Molecule: messenger RNA, 508 nt
Organism: Salmo salar (Atlantic salmon)
Lineage: Eukaryota; Metazoa; Chordata; Actinopteri; Salmoniformes; Salmonidae
Product: multifunctional protein ADE2-like
Biological process (GO): 'de novo' IMP biosynthetic process
Cellular component (GO): cytosol
Molecular function (GO): phosphoribosylaminoimidazolesuccinocarboxamide synthase activity
Source: RefSeq, a predicted model, not a curated record
UUCCUUCACAGCUGUAGUUGUGGUGCUGUUUAAUCACCAAUGGCUGAGUAAGUCCUCGUGGUGUUCUUUUUAUACCUCAGGCAUCAAGACAGCCUUUGUAAGGCAGCAGUCAGAGACUGCGUUCGUGGCGGCCCACUGUGAGAUGAUCCCCAUCGAGUGGGUCUGUCAGAGGGUGGCUACUGGAUCCUUCCUGAAGAGGAACCCAGGGGUCAAGGAGGGCUACAGGUUCUCCCCUCUGAAAUUGGAGAUGUUCUUCAAGGAUGAUGCCAACAAUGACCCUCAGUGGUCGGAGGAGCAGCUGCUGGAGACUAAGUUCUCUCUGGCUGGGCUCAACGUCGGCCGCUGUGAGGUGGACAUCAUGAACCGCAGCACUGUUGCCAUGUUUGAGGUUCUGGAGAGGGCCUGGGCCACCCAGAACUGCACACUGGUGGACAUGAAGAUUGAGUUUGGUGUGAAUGUGCGCACCAAAGAGAUUGUGCUUGCUGACGUGAUUGACAAUGAUUCCUGA